This is a messenger RNA of Oncorhynchus kisutch (coho salmon), 1081 nucleotides long. It is a transcript of the gene aqp8b, whose product is annotated as aquaporin 8b. Gene Ontology annotation, molecular function: water channel activity. The transcript is spliced from 5 exons. Gene Ontology annotation, biological process: water transport; transmembrane transport. NCBI's taxonomy places the organism in Eukaryota, Metazoa, Chordata, Actinopteri, Salmoniformes, Salmonidae. The record is from RefSeq and is a predicted model, not a curated record. Gene Ontology annotation, cellular component: plasma membrane. Bases 160 to 939 code for a protein of 259 amino acids.
CGCAGGUAGAUAUUUGGACACACACCUGCGGACAUUAUCGCCAGUGCUGCACUGUAUCUCUAUAUACAAAGACUCCUCUCUCUCAUCUAUUUUCCCUCCAAACUCCUCCAUUCUCUCUCUCCUCUAUUCUCACUCUAUCUCUCCAAACUACUUUCCACUAUGACAGAAGGGACAAUGGAACUGGGUGACAUUGGGACAUCCCUGAUGGCAUCAGACUCUAAGAAAGCACCGGUCCAGCCUCCCAACAAGUUUGAGCGCCUGGUCCAGCCGUGUCUGGCUGAGCUGGUGGGGACCAUGUUCUUUGUGUUCAUCGGCUGUGUGUCGGUCAUAGAGAACGUGGAGGCAGCAGGGAGGCUGCAGCCAGCUCUGGUCCAUGGUCUGGCUGUGGCAGUCAUGGUGGCUUGCAUGGCAGAGAUCAGCGGCUCCCAUUUUAACCCACCGUUUACCAUUGCUAUCUACCUGUGUGGAGGCAUGAAGCUGAAUAUGGUGGGGCCCUACCUCGUCAGUCAGCUCAUAGGGGGUGUGCUAGGUGCUUCCAUGUCAAAGCUGAUGACCACAACAGAGAACUACUCCAAGGCCCAGGGGGCAGCGUUUGCCCUGCUGCAAUCACAAGAUCAGCUGUGGGGGGCUCUGUUUGGAGAGAUAGCCAUGACCUGCCUGGUCACCAUGGUGGUGCUGCUGGGGGCGGUCAACGCCAAGAGUAGCAGCCCCAUGGUUCCCUUCAUGGUGGGCUGUACUGUCAUCAUCAACAUCCUGGCUGGUGGAGAUGUGUCUGGAACCUGUCUGAACCCGGCCAGAGCCCUGGGUCCUGCUAUAGUGGCCGACUACUGGACCUACCACUGGGUUUACUGGGUAGGACCCAUCACUGGUGGACUGGUGGCUGCUGCACUGGUUAGACUACUGCUUGGAGACCGGAAGACACGUAUUCUCAUGAAGUAAUACCACAUAUCGAGUUGACAGGUCUGAGAUUACCAUUGUUGUUACAUACAGUACCAGUCAAAAGUUUGGACACACCUACUCAUUCAAGGGUUUGUCUUUAUUUUUACUAUUUUCUACUUUGUAGAAUAAUAUUGAAGACAUC